UGUGAGAAAUCAGAGAUGGGAGUUCAUGUCUGUGCCUUUAUCCUGGUCAGGAAAACUGCCAUGGAAAACCCUUCACUGCCUUUGGGGGUCUGGAAAUUGCUAACACAGUAUAACUAAUGCUGAGUGGAUGGUUAGGAUGUUGGCUGAGUGAUAAGAAAAUUGCUUUUUCAUUGGUCAUCCAGUCCUGUGAAGUAUUAGCAUCAGGUGCCAACCCCUGCUGCGGCCGCCCCUGCUGCUACCAUUAAAUUGGAGGGAUUCGCUAAGGCCAAGACAAUGAAGGUGAAAUGGACCCAGGUGGGCUUGGUGUUCUUCCUGUUGCUGUCGCUGGUGAUGACAGGAUGCUUCCUCUGGCAGUACAAUCUGCCAAAAUUACUGCCAGAUGAAGGUAUGGGUCGCGAUGCAAAAUCAGAGAGGAUGUGUCCACGCUUCCCAGAGCCUCUCCCACUGGAGCAUCCUAUUCCCAGUCUGAAAGAAGCCCUGGAAAAGGUGGACGCUCUGCUUCGCCAGAACAUCAACCCCAUCAGCCUUCCCUCUAUGUCAGCCAUCGUGGUUUUCAAUGACACUGUUCUGUGGACGGGCAACUUUGGAAAGAGGAAUGCGAGUGACCCUCUCUCUGGUCCCCCCAACGAGUACACAAUCUACAGAAUUGCCAGUCUAUCCAAGAUCUUCCCAACACUGAUGCUGUACAGGCUGUGGGAGGACGGGAAGAUCGGCUCUUUAGACGAUCCUCUGGAGAAGUACGUGGACAACUUCACCAUCAAAAACCCACUGGGGAAGACGCGAGACUCUGAGCUGAAAUAUGUGACAGAUGGCCUGAUAUUUCUGGACAGCGGCGAAGUUCAGAUCCGCUCCUCCUCGGUCACCCUGCGCAGGAUGGCCAGCCAGCUCUCAGGCCUGCCCAGGAGACUCCGGGCCACAAAUCUGCUAUGGAAGGGGAAAACACAAUCAGCCAUCAAUCUACUGCAAGAUGACGUCCUAGUUGCAGACCCAGGCACCAAAUGUCACUACAGCAACCUGGCCUUCUCGCUGCUGGCUCAUGUGAUGGCUGAGAGAGUGCUCGGCAUGGACUACCAGCGCUGGAUCACAGACAACAUCCUGGACCGGCUCGGGAUGGAGGACACCGGAUUUGACAUCACCCCGGGGCUCCAGAGCCAGAUGGCAGUGGGGGUGUAUUCCAGCGGGCAGCCUGCCCCUCUCUAUGAUCUGGGCUGGUACCGGCCCUCGGGUCAGAUGUUCUCCACAGCAGCGGACUUGGCCAAGCUAGCCAUGAUGCUGCUGGGUGCUUAUCACCGCAAGCUCCUGGAGCCGGACACCCUGAAGAUCAUGCUGACCCCACUCUUUAGGUGCGAUAAGGACUACUUUGCCAACCGUACCGGGACACCCUGGGAGGUGAAUGAGCAGCUGGGGUAUGAGGUGGUGCGUAAGGAUGGAGAUUUGGACGGCUACUCAGCCACCUUCUCCCUGGUACCCAGACUGAAACUCGGCCUGGUGGUGCUCAUGGCUGGCAGCAGGUCCCAGAGCCAGGAUGUGGUCACUAAGGCCUACAGUUAUGUCAUCCCAGCUAUAGAAAAAGCCUUCAGGGAGGCCAAGAAGGUCCUCACUGCUCCCCCAAACCCAGAUCCUUACAUAGGCUUCUACACCUAUGGUAAUAUCACCUUCUACGAGAUCAAAGCCGGAUCAGAUGGAGUUUUGAUCAUGCAGCAAUUCGGGCCGCAGAUUGAGGAGUUGAUCCCGGAGAAAUACAGGACAAUUAAACUCAACUACCUGGUUGAGCGGGUGUUCAGGGUGGUGUUUGAAAAGGAGUACCCUUGUGUGUUACGGGUCAGCACCGCCUCUGUGUCCCUGGAGGCCCAGGAUGGCCAACUAUUUAACUUCUACAUGUUCAACAAGCGGGGUUUGUCCCCAGGUUUUGAUGCACCAGGACUGAAUACGUACAAUGUUGUUAGAAUAGCCCGCAGGCCCUCCUUUUCAAACUGAACUGAACUUAUGGCUUACAGACGAACAAUGUGGAGAUGUCCUCAGGUUUGGGAUCUGUAUUUCUAAACUAAAAAGAGGGUGUCUGAACCAAGGUGGUGACAAACCAAGUGAGAAUUUACAAGAAAGUUUUGUCAAUCACAGAUGGACUGCUGUUGUAUACGGAAAGCAGGAAAUGCAGUGUUUACCCAUUUAUAAGGCGUCUUGCACAGAAAAUUAGUUUUUCUGUUAAAUAUGACUGUAUAUAACUAUCCUUUUCAUACAUCCUUUACCACGCUGAACAUUUACUGAAGAUGUUCAUAUAUUCGUCACAUAGUGCUUGUGUUUUUCCUGCUUUGAUACACAUUGCUUACAUUGGUUUUGGUCGCCUCUGUCCUUGAGUUUACAUUAAGAGAACAGAACCACAGCUUUUAUCAAUAAAUUCCCCAACUUCUGUAACUGACAUGAACAUUAAGUCUCUAACAAGUAAUAAAAUAGAAGAAGACAUGUGGUAAUAGCUGAACUGAUUACAGUUCCACCAACUGAUCAUUUCAUACAUUUGUACUUUUAACCUCUGGGGAAGAAACAAACCAAGACAACAAUUUAUUUUCCGUUCAUAUUUGGCAUGAUGUAUUCAUGUCAAAUAUGAAUAAACUCACCCCAGGAUUGUUGUAACCCCUUUAGGGUUUGCUGUCA
Myripristis murdjan (pinecone soldierfish) is the source of this 2649-nucleotide messenger RNA. It is a transcript of the gene lactbl1b, whose product is annotated as lactamase, beta-like 1b. The transcript has 7 exons. Lineage: Eukaryota; Metazoa; Chordata; Actinopteri; Holocentriformes; Holocentridae. The record is from RefSeq and is a predicted model, not a curated record. Bases 274 to 1977 code for a protein of 567 amino acids.